AAUUUUUCAUUUCUUUUCUUCAGACUUUAUCGUGAAGCAUUAAAACAAGCAGCCGUAGAUCCAAAAACAGGUCGUGUUGAUGUUGCAAUUUUAACAACAGGUAUUAGUGCUGGUGAACGUCGUCUUCGUGCUGAUCUUGCUCAAAUACUUAAACGUUAUCUUAAAGAACGUAAAUCAACAUUAAGUACAGGAGCAAUUAAAAAAGAUACAUUAUUCAAUGAAAUUCGUGAACGAAAUGAUGAACGUAUAACACGUGAUAUGUUUGAUGAUGCUAUUCGAGCAUUAGAAGAAGAAAAUUUUCUUGUUGCAACUCAUCAUACAAUACGAAUUGUUACAUUAGGUGAAUCAAAUUUUGAUUAA
Messenger RNA from Rotaria sordida, 360 nucleotides. Lineage: Eukaryota; Metazoa; Rotifera; Eurotatoria; Philodinida; Philodinidae. The record is from the annotation of a GenBank genome assembly.